AUGGCUUAUGCUCUCUUCAACUUCAUCUUUAUCUUCUUGAUAAUAUUUCUCCUCCCACUCUGCACUUUUUCUCAAAACAGUGGUAACAUAAGUGUGGGCACCUCUCUCGUUGCAACAGAGAGGUCCGCUCCAUGGCUUUCACCUUCUGGAGAUUUCGCAUUUGGGUUUCAGAAACUUCAAAACAGUGAUAUGUUUCAACUUGCUAUAUGGGUGGAGAUUGAUGCACAAAGUGGGCUGGUGCUUCGUGAUCCUCAAGGCCGCCUUCUAUGGAGUACUGGGAAUAUUGUUGGUGAUGUUUCCCAUGGUUUUAUGAACGAUACAGGAAAUUUUGUUUUAGUGCGCAGUGAUUCUGUUUCGAUAUGGGAAAGUUUCAAAGAUCCAAGUGAUACAGUGCUGCCAACGCAAAUAAUUGCGAUUAAUGGUACGCUUGUUUCGCGAAAGUCUGAAACGAAUUUCACUCGAGGCAGAUUUUAUCUUCGCAUGCUUAGCGGUGGGAAUUUAGUGCUUAAUACUCGAAGUGUGCCGAUGAAUUCGGAUUUUGAUGAUGAGUAUUACAACAGUCAAACUUCUGAUCCUGCAAAUGCAUCGAAUUCUGGUUAUCAAUUGGUCUUCAGUGAAAGGGGAAGGCUUUAUGUAUUGAGGAGAAAUGGAGAACAAAAUGCCCUAACGACGAAGCGCUCAAUUCCGACGACUUCGGAUCAUUAUUUUAGGGCAACUCUAGAUUUUGAUGGAGUUUUCAGACAAUAUUAUUAUCCAAAGAGUUUCAGUGGAGAUCCAGGGUGGACUGUUGCUGAAUAUUGGCCACUAAACAUAUGUACAAACAUCGAUGGAGAUAAAGGCAGUGGGGCUUGUGGGUAUAACAGUGUCUGCAGACUUGACAAUGGAACGCCAAUUUGCGAAUGUCCUCGAGGUUAUAUUCUCUCGGACCCAAGCAACUCGUUUAGUGAUUGCAAUCCCCCGUUUAUUCCAAGCUGUGGUGAAGAUGAUCAGAGGGGUUCUGCAGAAGAUGUAAGUAUAGUACACGUGUUACUGAAGCUGACAUACUGGGGUAUUUUUGUUUUCUCUUCAAGGGUGGUCGAUGCCCAUCUUGGAAAGCCAUCACCAUCUCCGAACGCCGUUUCCUGUGUGAAAGGCAUCGCGUCUGGAGUUAUUCGAAGAAAUUACCGCCAUCUCCUGAGCCCAACAGCGUGUUCUCGUUAUCGGUUUCCAACAAUUUUACAACAUAGCCUUCUUCGUGAAUCGUUGUUCAGCUCUGCCCAGCUAAAUUGGUGCAUUCUUAAUCUGUGCCACCUGAAGAAGUAG
This is a messenger RNA of Fraxinus pennsylvanica, 1302 nucleotides long. NCBI's taxonomy places the organism in Eukaryota, Viridiplantae, Streptophyta, Magnoliopsida, Lamiales, Oleaceae. The record is from the annotation of a GenBank genome assembly.